AUGAAAUUAUCUUCUAUAAUUUUUUUUCUAGUAAUAUUUUUUUUGAAGGAAAACGUCUGUGUUAAAAUUCAUACUAACGAUUCAGCAAUAUUUGAUAUUAACAAGGUAUUAAAAAAAAAACUUUCAAUAUUAUACAGAAAAGGAAACAACUUAAACAACUAUUUUUUUUCGUAUAUUGAGAAAAAUGGGAAAAAGAACAAGUGUUACAAAUACAUACAAGAUGCCCUGUAUGACUCCAAUACACAGAUAAUGAAAAAUGAAAUAUUUAAAUGUUUAAACACAAGUAAAGACAUAUUACACAAAACAUUCCAUGAUGUUAUUAACAAGCUUUUUUUAUAUAUAAAAAAUGUCUUUUUAAAAAAAUAUUUUAUUUUUUUUCUCUUAUAUUUAAUAAAUAUUAAUUGCGAUAGCUUGGUUUCUCAAAUGAAUGACCCUUAUAUAUUAAAUAAUUACAACUUGUGUGAAAAUGCCUCACCUGCUAUGUACAAUUUGAAAUAUGAAGAAAUAGAAAUUCCUAAUAAUAACAACAUCAGAGGUUGGUUAAUUAAAUCAAACAAAAAAAGUAACAAAUUAUUUUUAUUAUUACAUGGAUAUAAUAGCAAUAGACAAGCCUGUUUAUUCUUUUUAAAUAUUUUAAAACAAUUAAAUGUUCAUCAUGAUACUAAUAUAUUUAUACCCGAUAUGAAGAAUUUCAAUGAAAGAGGUGUAGAUGACAUAUAUAAUAUUUUAAGUUAUUUCAAAAAAAACAUGGCAUUAAAUGACGUAAAUGUAUAUACACAAUCAUCUACAAAUCUUCUUGUCCUGUUAUUAUCAAAACAUUAUAAAAAUAAAAUUGUUAGUAAAUCAAAACAGAAAUUUAUAAAAAAUAUUAUACCUUAUAAUAACGAAAAACCAAAAGAUGAAGAUAUAAUUUAUAUUGAUAAAUACAUAUUUGAUUCACCCAUACUAAAUUUACACAGAACAAUCAACAUCCAUUUCAAUUUGAGUGAUAUACAAAAAAAAAUUAGCGAAGAAAAUAUGAAAGCAAAUACUGAUAUAAAUAAUGUAUAUGAUAGAAAGACAAUUUUAAACUAUUUUAUAUCCUUUUUUAUGUGGCUAUUAAAUAACCAAUUAAAAGGACAUUUAUAUGAUUUCAAUUUUAAUAAAUUAAUUAAUGAAAAUAAUAUAAACCCAUCAAAUAUUUAUAUUCUACAUUCCUUUAAUGAUAAUAUUUCCAUGUUGAAUAUACUAUCCCAAGAGGUAAAGGAAAAUCGAUUACUGCCAUUAAAAAAUAUUUAUAUAUUUAAAAAUGGUAGGCAUGCAAAUAUAUAUGAAUCGUCCAAAAGAGAGUAUAAUUUAAUAGUUAAAAGAAUUAUAAAGGGAUUUAAUAUAUUGGAUUUUCUUUAUUAUAUACCUAUGAGGUCUAAAAUGAGUUCCCUAAAUUCUUAA
This is a messenger RNA of Plasmodium malariae, 1428 nucleotides long. Its product is annotated as conserved Plasmodium protein, unknown function. Bases 1 to 1428 code for a protein of 475 amino acids. Lineage: Eukaryota; Apicomplexa; Aconoidasida; Haemosporida; Plasmodiidae. The record is from RefSeq and is a predicted model, not a curated record. The transcript has a single exon.